Messenger RNA from Paramecium octaurelia, 604 nucleotides. NCBI's taxonomy places the organism in Eukaryota, Ciliophora, Oligohymenophorea, Peniculida, Parameciidae. The record is from the annotation of a GenBank genome assembly.
AUGAAAUUUCCAUUAGAUAUGAAAUUCCUUUUUGGGAUACAAAUUUUAAUUGCUUCUCUCAUAGUCACAUUAGAUUAGAGGGAAUUAUGGUUAGUUAUAUUGAAUAACCAACUAAAAGUCGAAUAUUUUAAAAAUAAUCAGUAUUAAGGUUUAAUUUUGUUUUUCAAAUUACUUUUGAAAAUCUUCCCUAUUGAUCAUUUUUUACUAUAUUCCACCUUUAUUAGUAAAGCAAUUCAAAUGUAGAACAUAAAAGUUUAUCUUGAUAUAUGGAGAUUGAAAUUUAUAAAACAAAAUAACAAUCAAGGUUUUUUGGAAUAUUCGACAAGACUAUCGAAUACUAAUCCUCCUUUGGUAUUCACUACAUAUGAUUAGACCCCAGGCCUGUCAAUCAAUUUGUAAUGACACCUCUUGGAUUCAGGGAGCUUGGCUUAUUUUCCCAAAAUGUGAGUUUUCUUGAAUCUCUGCACAAUAUUUUUAGCCGUGGCAUACUUAAUAUUCAACAAUUCAGCAGCCUACAAAAGACUUAAUUUAAAAUAACAACUUAAUUAAUUUUCCAUUCCUCUUUGUAAACAAGAUUUACAAGUUAUUCUUAUUUCAACCUUGG